AGUCACAGGGACGGGACAUGACAUGGGAGUGUGAAGGGGAAAAUUCUUUUCCUUGCUCCUCACUCUUGGUUGAGACUUGACACAGAGGGGGAAGGAGGAGGCGGAAGACAAUUUUUCCUUCUUUUUUCCAUAUAUUUUCGGAGAGAACGAAAUAUAGAAUUUGUUUCUCUCCGCUUUUCGUUUCAGAGAGUGAUUUGCUUCUUUUUCCGGUUAGUUUGAGCUUCUUUUUCCGGUGGGUAGUUUGAGAGAGAAACAGAGACGACUUGCCUCUCGCCCCAGUUCGUUUUAGAGAGAGAAUGGCCCAUCGAUGGGAUUCCGGCAAGGACAGCGGUCGAGACGACAUCGAUUUCAGCAGCAGUGUUGAAGUAGGAGAGUCAGGGGGUUCGUGUUCUCCUCCUCUGUGGAGCUCAGCCUCUGCAUCUGCUAGAGCCCAAGCCAUCGCCACGAGCCGAAAAGAGCUGAUGCAGUUGGUCUCUAGAAUGCCUGAAUCUGGAUACGAGCUCUCUCUCCAAGACCUCGUCGAGCCGACUCCAUCACCCCACCUAGCCUCACCUCGCGACCCAAUACUCAGUCCAUAUAGUUCAAAGAAAAGCCCCACAACCAAGGAGAACAGCGAGAAGAAUUCGAACAAGAGGAAGAAGAACAAGAAGGGCAGGUUGGUGGAAGAGGGUAUGAUGGUUAAGUUGUUCAUCUUUCCUGGCUUUUUUUCAUCGAAGCAGAGCGGAAAGUACUUAAAUUCUUCGCUCUCUUCAAAUUCUUUUUCUUCGAAAGUUUCUCCGAAACCUUUGUUUGGGGUGGGGGUCAGCGAAGGUUAUUACCCAAAGAAGACGUUUUAUGCUGAUGAAAUCAAUAGAACCAGUCCUAACAAGAGCCAGAGGAGGGAUCUUUUGGGGGGGCUGUUGCCUAGCUGCUGGUCAAUGUUGUCCAAGAGUAAAGGCAGUAGAAGAGAAGGAAGAGGAUGCUUUCCACACUUGAAGAAUCUUUUCUGAUGUGAUGAUCAUGAUGCUCAUCCAUUUUCUUGCAACAAGAAACUGCUAGCCUAGUGUGAAAGCCGCGCUAACGAGCAUCCGUUUUCUUUAAUGUGAUAUGUAAAAUAUAUUGUAACAUUUGCAACUCAAGAAAAAAAUGAAUAUUUCUUCUUUGUUGAAUACUGUUGCUGAGAAUCAACACUCUGAAUAUCAUAUUUUCACAUUUUGUGAAGAUUAAGUAACAUUGUGAGUUUU
This is a messenger RNA of Amborella trichopoda, 1223 nucleotides long. Lineage: Eukaryota; Viridiplantae; Streptophyta; Magnoliopsida; Amborellales; Amborellaceae. The record is from RefSeq and is a predicted model, not a curated record.